UAUGGCAGAGCCUUGCAGAGCGCGGAUGACACGAAGCAUUGAAGCGAGCAGUGCAGUUUGGAAUCUGUGCACGCUAGCCUGUAUGGAAUUAUAGAAUGUUAGAUUUCGCCAUAUUCGCAGUUUGCUUCGUCGUGUUUCUUUUGGCACUUGUGCUGUACCUUUACCCAAGUUCCGCGAAACAAACGACCAUCCCUGGACUUGAGCCGUCAGAUAAAAAGGAAGGCAAUGUUGGCGACAUCGUCCAAGCUGGAGGGCUUCAGGAUUUUCUCAUCUCCUUGCACAAAGAACAUGGACCUAUUGCAUCUUUCUGGAUCGGCACGCAACUGGUUGUCAGCAUCGGCAAAGCAGAAUUGUUCAAGACACAGUCGCAUGUUUUUGACAAACCAGCUGAAUUGUUUGUGCUCUACCGUGACAUAAUGGGUACUGGCAGCAUCUUAUUUGCAAAUGGAGCAGAGGCGCGGAAAAGGCGCAGGCUUAUUGACGAAGUGUUAACAGGAAAAUCACUUGACAAGUUCCUAGGACCAAUAGAGAAGCUAUGCAGUGAAGUGGUAAUGCGCUUGCGUGAUAUACCAGAAGAUGAACACGUGCCUCUGUACCAGUACAUGUAUGCCCUCUCCAUGAAGAUCUCUACCCGCCUGCUGUUUGGAGAGUAUUUCUUCAACGAUAUGGAAGUGCUCAAAUUUAGCAGGCAUUUUGAGCUGUGCAUAAGAGAACUGGAAGAGAUUGCCAGUGGUAUGGUGCCAGAUUCAAACAGUCCUAGGACAAAGAAGUAUGAAGAAGCCACGAAGGAGAUGAGAGCCCUGCUUGUUAAGGCAUUGCAGAAGUGCAAGGCUGGAGGUGACAAGUCGCUCCUGGCAAAUGUGUUGAAUAAUGCCUCUCUACCUGAGGAGCAGGCUGUGGAUGACUGUGUCACAUUUACCGUCAAGGGCUACUCUCUUGUUUCUGCCAUGACCUGGAUGCUGUACUUUCUUGCCACACAUCCUGAGCUUCAGGACACUAUUGCGCAGGAGGUAGAAGAGACCAUUGAUAAAGCCAAAGUCGUGUCCUGUCAAGAUAUCUUGAGUAUGACGUCACUGCAAAACACCAUCAAGGAAACGCUGCGUACUGCAACUGUUGAGCCAUGGACAGCACGCUGCCAAGAUGUGGACAUUGACAUUGCUGGGCACAUCAUUCCUAAGAAGACUCCAGUGAUUCAAGCUUUAGGAGUAGUUCUGCAUGAACAAGAAAACUGGAAGGUCCCGCAGAGGUUUGAUGCUUCUCGGUUCAAGGAUUCUCCACAGGACCAGCUGGCCUACUGCCCAUUUGGCUUUGCCGGCAAACGGCAGUGCCCAGGCCAGGAUUUCAGCGUUCUAGUGAUGGCCACCUUCCUGGCCACACUGUGCCCAGUGCUGACACUUCACUCAGUCCCGGACCAAGUUGUCACUCCCACGUCGGCAUUGAUAACUCGGCCACAGGACGAGGUCUGGGUUACCCUCAAAAAGAGAUAGUAUGGAUUGGCUUCAAGAAGAGACAGCCUACCUUGUCCGACGCAGUUGCAAUCAACUUGAGAAAACAGACCCAGAGUGCCACCCCGUCCUGGAAAAGCUCUCGCUCUGGGCUGCAACAUGAAGCAAGAAGCACUGGCAAGCAUAGGAUGGUAUGGCAGAUGUGAUUGGGGCAGUAGUGGCAGCAUAAAUGUUUAAUUUUGAUGUUACGAAAAAAAAAAAAAAACUUUCCUCAUGCUCUCAUUUAGUACCUCAAAGAGUUAAAAGGUACAAGUACUGUAUCAUAAACUUGGAACUGAAAGACAAAAAGAAACAGAGGACUAGACUCUACUGGGCAAGUUCUUGUUGAGAGCUAUCCUCUAUCUUUUGCACCCGUGAUAAGAGAAGUUGCAUUGACACAAGCAUGACUUGCUACGUAAUGACGUGCACCUUGUGAAUGCUUCAUGGUUUGGCUUUCAGUCUGUGCUCCGAAAUUGCAGGGCCGACAGCAGCAUGGGUCCUUAACAAGUCAAUUAUGAUGUGAAUGCAGGCUUGCACUGCUGAGAUUCCUUUGAGAGUUUGUGUGAUGCAGACUAUUAUCCAUGCUAUAGAUGUAAUUUGGAGGAUGUGUAUUUCUGGGAAGCAGUGUUCAGUGUUUUGUUUCAACUUGCAGGCACAUUCCUAGGUUCAAGAUAGCAUCACUGAUGUGUUGGUAUGGAUUACACAUUGUUUGCUUCCAGUUCCUUCAGAAGCCGUCUUGUGUGCACUGCCUAAGCAAUGGUCAAUAUGCAUAAAACAGCUGCAAUGCAGUUGUUGUGAAGUUUCUAGUUUUUACAAGCAGUUCCUUUUAUGCAUUGCUCACAUGUAAUUUUUCUUGCCUUAUUGUUUGCCAUGCCUAUGCACUUAUGCACAACUUAUACGAACAGGGUUGGGAAAUUUUUAUUGUACAAGUUUGCUAGGCACAAAUUAUGUCUUUUGACGAAUACAAAUUCUCUAGCAAGAGUGCCCCUAGAUCCUGGAAUAUCAGUAAAUUUGAGGAAUAAGAUCUGUGAUUAAAUUUAGGGUAAUGUCCUUUGCUCAUGAUUGCUUGUACAGUAUUGGAGUUAGCUCGAGUUUCUUAUAGCAGACAACACACUGAGUCUGAUAACAUUAUAAUGUGAUACUGCAAGCGCAAAAAAAGAAAGGACAGAAGGGUACAAUACAACACAUGCGCAUGUGCUGUACCUUCCUUCUGUCCUUGUUUUUUGUACUUGUGGUAUGUCACAUCAGCCAGGCCGUUUUUACCCUUCUCAAAUUAUAAUGUGAACAUUAAGAAUGUGUAUUGAUCAGCUUGCAUAUUCUUCAGUGGAAACUUAUUUUUAAAUAUGUGCCAAGAUCUGACACACGAGACGUUACAGGUCUAACUGCUGCCAGAAAACAUAGGCGUCUGGAAUGAUUGUAGAUCAUAGUUACUUAAGCCGCAAUAACUUUCCUACAGAUUGCACACAGAUGAUGGGAGUAUCACCACAACGUCUUUUUUUAUAUUUAUGGUUCCUUUGGUUACCUUAUAAUAAAAUUUUCAUUUUGUCAA
Molecule: messenger RNA, 3033 nt
Organism: Dermacentor andersoni
Lineage: Eukaryota; Metazoa; Arthropoda; Arachnida; Ixodida; Ixodidae
Product: cytochrome P450 20A1-like
Cellular component (GO): membrane
Molecular function (GO): iron ion binding; monooxygenase activity; oxidoreductase activity, acting on paired donors, with incorporation or reduction of molecular oxygen
Source: RefSeq, a predicted model, not a curated record